This is a messenger RNA of Fusarium musae, 696 nucleotides long. RefSeq lists its product as uncharacterized. The record is from RefSeq and is a predicted model, not a curated record. The transcript is spliced from 2 exons. Lineage: Eukaryota; Fungi; Ascomycota; Sordariomycetes; Hypocreales; Nectriaceae. The coding region runs from base 1 to 696 and encodes 231 amino acids.
AUGGUCAACAAGUACACAAUCGUCAUCAACAACAGAUCGGGCAUUUAUCAAAACUACACCCUCUUCACAGAGAAGCCGGAGGUCACUGGCAUCUCCAACUCUAGCAUUUGGACAAACGUGUACCAAGCUUCUGACGUCAUAUUCGAUUCUGCCGACGCUCAGUUUGAGAUGUUGGAGAACUACCACGCUAUAGUCGGCAAGUGGAAGGGCGGCCCCAAGGAGGGAGCUAGAGUUGGGAUCGGGCAGACGAAGAAAGUGAACCUUGGCUCACUGUCCGAUGAUGGCAGUCUGAACCCCGGAACGACUCUGAACAUGGUGAGUGUUGAUGGUGGGUGGGCCCCUUCGUUUGAUAGAUCGCAGCCACCGCAGUCUGCGUUCAUCAACGCCUUCGAGAUCGAUACGGGCAAUGACUUCACCGUUGAAACGGCCAUUCAGAAUAACUUCUUCGUCGGCGUGGCUGGCUCCCCCAAUGACUCUAGCAGUUCUCCCAUCGCCACUUUCAGACCUGAGCCCGGCAAUCGGUACCAGAUCAAACCAUCUAACGUCUUCUACAUCUCCUUUGGUCAGCGCUUGCAAGUCGGUCAGCUAGUGGAUGUCGCCAAAAUAAGGAAUCCACUGCGCAUUGACUUUGCCAACAGCGGACCCAACAUCAUCAUCAACCACACGCCAACUGGCGAACUUAUUAUUGCCAAGUAA